AUGAGCCUUUUCUCUACUCGUGACGAACAAUUCCACCGAGAACAGAAGCGGCCUAUUGCGAAUGCUUAUAGUCUUACUUCGCUCCUUGAGCUCGAACCAGCUGUCGAUUCUUGCACGGAGAUUUUCCGCUCUCAGCUGCUCAGUUUCGCGGAUAAGAAAAGACCAAUUGAUCUGGGGGCCUGGCUACAAUACUACGCCUUCGACGUGGUGGGUGAAUUCACUUUCGCGAAGAAAUUGGGGUUCCUACAAGAAGGCCGCGAUGUUGAUGACAUGAUGAGUGGGAUUCAGGAUAUCUUAGUCUAUGCUAGCUUGUGCGGGCAAGUCCCUGAAGCGCAUAAGCUUCUACUUGGAAAUCCGCUUAUGCCAAUUCUUAUGCCGAGGUUGGAAAGUUGGAACAAGGUUCUGCAAUUUACGUUGAAACAAGUGAAUUCGCGGACAUCCUUGAAGCGAGAUGGGGAGUUGGAGAAAGGCGAUCUAGAAAAUGGGAAGGAUAUGCUAUCGCGAUGGAUGACGAUCCACAAUUCCAAUCCGGAGAAAAUGAGCACGAGAGAUGUCAUCGUGCAUCUUUCCACAAAUGUUUUUGCGGGUUCUGAUACAACAGCUAUCGCGCUUAGGGCGAUUAUCUAUUUUUUGCUUCGCAAUCCGAAGGCCAUGAAUAGAGUAAUUGAUGACAUUGAUGAGGCUGAUAGGUUGGGACAACUGAGUAAUCCUAUCUCCUACAAGGAGUCGACAUCUCGCUUACCUUACUUUUCGGCCGUUAUGAAAGAAGCGAUGAGACUUCAUCCGUCCGUUGGGUUUAUUCUGGAACGCCAUGUGCCAGAGGGUGGACUCAUGGUCUGUGACAAGCACAUUCCUGCUGGGACGACCGUUGGUAUCAAUGCUUGGGUUCUACAUCACGAUCCAAAGGUGUUUCCGGAUCCUGAAGAAUUUAUCCCAGAGCGUUGGCUGGACAGUAAUAUAGAAAAGUUGAAAGAAAUGGAGCAGAGCUUUUUCGCGUUUGGUGCUGGAUCUCGAACUUGCGUGGGGAAGAAUAUCUCGCUCAUUGAGAUUCAUAAGAUUAUUCCACAGUUAUUACGGGACUUCACCUUUCAGUUACAUGCGCCGCAGGAGGAAUGGAAGACGAAAAAUUCAUGGUUCGUCCAGCAGGAGGGUCUUGUAUGCGAUCUGAUAAGAAGAUAA
This is a messenger RNA of Penicillium angulare, 1179 nucleotides long. Its product is annotated as cytochrome P450. The coding region runs from base 1 to 1179 and encodes 392 amino acids. The transcript has a single exon. Lineage: Eukaryota; Fungi; Ascomycota; Eurotiomycetes; Eurotiales; Aspergillaceae. The record is from RefSeq and is a predicted model, not a curated record. Gene Ontology annotation, molecular function: oxidoreductase activity, acting on paired donors, with incorporation or reduction of molecular oxygen; monooxygenase activity; iron ion binding.